Molecule: messenger RNA, 3345 nt
Organism: Xyrauchen texanus (razorback sucker)
Lineage: Eukaryota; Metazoa; Chordata; Actinopteri; Cypriniformes; Catostomidae
Gene: pdlim3b
Product: PDZ and LIM domain 3b
Exons: 8
Coding region: 191-1333 (380 amino acids)
Biological process (GO): actin cytoskeleton organization; heart development; muscle structure development
Cellular component (GO): Z disc; adherens junction; stress fiber
Molecular function (GO): actin binding; muscle alpha-actinin binding
Source: RefSeq, a predicted model, not a curated record
CUAACUCCACAAAUGCUUAAAAGGGAUUCAGAGACAGACACUGGCUUCCAAUCAUAUUCGAGUGAGUGAUUGGUCCAGGGUAGGAGGGACAGAGCUGAUUAGUCUGUUCUGACUGCAGUUCUUCUGCCCACAAAAAAGAGAGUGUACCGAAGAACUAAGAAGUUCAUCUUUAGGUAAAGAAAACACAGAAAUGCCACAGAACGUGGUGCUGGAUGGGCCAGCCCCUUGGGGAUUUCGGCUUUCAGGAGGCAAAGACUUCAACCAGCCACUGACUAUAACCCGGGUGACACCAGGCAGUAAAGCAUCACUAGUCAAUCUGUGUCCAGGAGACAUCAUCCUAGCUAUCCAGGGAAUGUCUGCAGACGGGAUGACUCAUGCUGAAGCUCAGAACAAGAUCAAAGACACCACCAAUCAGCUUUUCCUUAAGAUAGAGCGGCCAGAAACUAAACUCUGGUCUCCUCAAGUUAUAGAAGAGGGGAAAGUGAACCCAUUCAAAAUCAAUUUGGAGGCAGAAAAGCAAGAGUGUAAACCGAUUGGCACAGGUCAUAACAGAAGAGCACAGCCCUUUAUGGCUGCCGUCAGCAUGGUUGACAAUAAGCAGGUGGUGAGCUCCACCUACAAUUCUCCCAUAGGCCUUUACUCUUCAGAUAACAUCCAGGAUGCCCUGCAUGGACAGAUCCAGGGUCUGGUGCAUGAAAAGCCUGAGGGUGGCAGUGCAUCCCAGAGGGUCAUGCCUGGCAUCCCAUCGGCUAGGUGUAAUGCAGCUGUUGACCCCAGCAAAAAUGGGGCCCUCACUCCUUCUACUCAGUAUAACUCUCCCAUUGCAUUAUACUCAGUAGACAAUGUCUCAAAUACACUACAGCAGGCUCAGAUGUCCACUGUAGUCAGGGAGGCAUCGCCCAGCCAGAAAACCCUCACAACCAUUGAAGACUCCCAUGUGUACCGCAUGCUCCAGGAAGACCACAAGCAGCCACCUGAACCACGCCAGUCUGGCUCAUUUAAGGCCUUGCAAGACUAUGUAGAGAGUGAUGGCACAAAGUCUCUGGUGACAAGAAGUGUAAAAGCCCCAGUGACAAAGCCCCAAGCAGCCACAUCCUCACUACAGAAGCUGCCGCUCUGUGAUAAAUGUGGCAACGGCAUUGUUGGAACGGUGGUGAAAGCCCGAGACAAAUACCGCCACCCAGCCUGUUUCGUAUGCUCAGAUUGUGGCAUGAACUUGAAGCAGAAGGGCUACUUCUUUGUGGAUGGACAGAUGUACUGUGAAACCCAUGCUCAAAUCAGAAUGGCUCCACCUGAGGGACAUGACCGAAUUACUUUAUAUCCCACUGCUUAGAGGCAUGGCACAACUCAAACUCCACUUUUGUUAAAUUAUUUCAUGCAAAAAUGAAAAUUCUGUCAUUAUUUACAUUUUUUAUGUCUUUUAUUCCAAACUUAUGACUUACUUUCUACUAUGGAACACAAAAGGAUGUAUUUUAAAGAAUGCCACGAUUGUUGAUUUUCAUACAAUAGAAGAUGAAAGUAACAAGUGGCUCAAGAAACCACCCAAAAGUGUCAUAUUCCAUGUUUUCUAAAGGAUUACGAUCACUAUGCAUGAAAAGACCAAAAAUUAAGUAAUUAUUCACUCUAAAGUCCAAAUAUUGAACAACUUGUAAUCACAAUAUUGGUCAUAAGAUACGCAAUGAGGUUUGAUGUUUUUGACGUGUUAGCAUAUUUGAUAUAAGCAAUGUUUAUGAGUUGAUCAAUAGUUGGAUUUGAGAGUGAAUAACUAAAUUUUGGUCUGUUCAUCAUACAAGGGGAUCAUAUGACCUUUAGAAGACUUGGAAUAAGACACACGACUUGUAUGGACAACAUUUAUGACACUUUUGGGUGAUUUUUUUUAACCAUUAAAGUGAUUCACUACCAACUGCUAUUGUCUGGAAAUCAGUGAUUGUGCCUUAUUUAAAAAAUAUGUAGUUCAGCAGAAUAAAGAAAGUCAUAUGGGCAGAGUAAGAGCCAGGAUAAUUUACCAGAGGGGGCAUUUAAAAUUUCGAUGGGGGCACAGAUUUGUCACUUUACUCUAAGAUGUAACGUUGCUGAAAAUGCUUUGUUGUCACCAGCACGAGUCAUGGCUUUAAUAGAUAUGCACAUACAUAAACUCAAAUAAAACAUUGCCAAAAUUAUUUGAAAUAAAUGUAUUCAAAUGAAAAAGAUUUGACAUUUAGGCCUCCAAUUUCUUGUAUGCUAAUUAUAUAUAUAUAUAUAUAUAAUAAUGAAUUAUUUUAAAAUAAGCAUGAGGCAAAUUUUAAUACAAAAUUAGCAGUCAAUUUCCCAGACAGCAUAACUCCUGUCCCCACCUUUCACCUGAAACAUUCAAUUACUCACCACAAAAAAGUUUAAAGAUAAAUUUGCUUUAUUUUUUUUUAUUUAUUUUACAAUUGAUUUGAAUAUUUAGGCUGUCAAAAAAGUAAAACACAUUUAAAAGAUAAUAACAAUAUUAUAAAAACUGUUUCAAAUACAAAAAGUUUUACAGAAGGGACACAGUGGUAUUGCUGAGGGGACACUGCACCCUGGUGCCCACCUCAAUCUGUAGCUGCAUGACAUUAAAGUUACUGCAUGACAUCAGAUGGUUAUUUCCUGGAAUGAGGGUGAGUAAAUAAUGCUAACAUUUUUGAGCGGACUAUUCCUUUAACUACAGUUGAAUUAAAAAAAAUGACUCUGGAUUUAUUGCUUCAUGAUGUUCCAUUAAAAUCAAAUAAAAUCUGGGUAAUUUAAGCAUAAAACACACAUCCAAACUUCAGAGGGGGAUUAAGUUCAUCGGGAGGAAUGCAAGACUUUAGAAUUCUUUAGAAAUCUCAAAACAUUUUCUAAAGGCCUUCAUUUAUCUCUAGUUGAAAAGCAGUAAAUUAACUCUCCCAUUUCUCAUCUUACAUUUACUGUUAAUAUUAGGCAUCUGGCAGCAGAAAUCCUUCAUUUCAACACUAACUAAGCAUUUAGGUUUAAAUUAUUCUCAAAGUAUGCAGGAAAGGUAAUUUGCUUUUAACACAGGUUGAAAUACAGAAUCGCAUUAUAUUUGUAUAAGCUGGUUUUUGGUAAUAUGCACACUGCAAUAAUGUUCAUGAGACCAGGCUGGCACAAACUCUGCAGGGAAAAUAAGUUUGAUUGGGGGGGUGGGUCAAAAGCACAGUAAAAAAUAUGCAAUGUAAUCCACUUCCCAGUAAAGAACCCUUUUAUUUAAUGUAAAUAUUGACUUUUCAUUUUUUCAACAACAUUGCCUGUGCUGUAUUUUGUGUUUCUAACUCUUUGUAAAUGUAUGCCACCUCUAAGAACAAAUCAGAAUAAAGUUUUUACUGUUACUACAUUUGAAAA